Messenger RNA from Symbiodinium sp. CCMP2592, 225 nucleotides. Lineage: Eukaryota; Dinophyceae; Suessiales; Symbiodiniaceae. The record is from the annotation of a GenBank genome assembly.
AUGAACUUCAUCGCAGGGGUCAUGCUUUGCGUAUUCCGGUCCGGCGGAAACAGCGCCGCGGAGCCCAUUGCAUACCACUGCGUGUUGUCCAUGCUUCUACGGCACGGGAUGAACCAGUACUUCGGCGACGGCUUUCCAAAGCUGCGCCUGAGCGCACUUCAGUUCGACUGUCUGCUGGAGGCGCGGUGCAUGGUACGGUCAUUACGGUCUCAGAACCACCUUUAG